UGCGCCCCACCUUGUUUCGAUCACGUGACGCGAGCUUACGAAGAUGGUGGAAGUUUCUUCUUCCUUGAAGUGAAGCUCCGACUGAAUUCUAAACACCGAGGGCUAGGAGUUCACUGCAGCAUUACCAGUUUGGGUUUAUAGACUUAAAAAUAGGGCCUUCAGCCCAGCCCCUAUGUCAUGGCAAGUGGAGUCACCAAGCCGGGCCCUUCCAACGGUCACCCUAUCAAGGCACAGCUACAAAUCAUCGUGCUAUCUGCAAAGCUCAAAGAGAACAAGAAAAACUGGUUCGGCCCCAGUCCCUAUGUGGAAGUGACAGUCGACGGCCAGUCCAAGAAAACUGAGAAAUGCAAUAACACCCACAGCCCCAAAUGGAAGCAGCCGCUCACUGUGAUUGUGACUCCAUUCAGCAAACUGGUGUUCCGCGUGUGGAGUCACCAGACGCUGAAAUCCGACGUGUUGCUGGGCAUAGCCACGCUGAACGUCAGUGACACGCUCAAGUCUAACGAAAUGAAAAUUUCUGAGGUGGUGCAGACCUUACAGCUGUGUGCAGACAGAGACCAGUCCGAUGUGGUGGGAGACCUCUCCGUCUGCCUGGACGGAAUGACCGUCGACCCAGAGAUGUUCGCCACUGCAGAGGCCGACCAUCACAGUACUUCAAACGGGGAAUCCCAACCCAAUGGGGAUCAUGUCACAAGGCGGAGUCGAGACAGCUCCCCUGCUGUGAGCGUGGACGGCGUCGAGCACAGGUCUUCUCCCAGUGGACGGAGGUCGGUGCACAGCGCGGGCUCUCCCUCUGUGUCUUCAGGGGGCACGAGGCCUCUCCGACCCCCCAGGCCCUCCAGACCUCCCCCUCCAACCCCGCGCAGACCAGCCUCUUCACCAGCAUCUUCUAGCAGUGGCUCCGCAACAGCUGACGGCAGUGAUGGUCAGUCAGGUUCUGACACACCGAUUCGAACACCAGCCUCAGGACCUUCACCGGCCCCAGGACCUUCACCGGCCUCAGGACCUUCACCGGCCCAAGGACCUUCACCGGCGCCAGGAUCAAGUCCAUCAGCGGGCUCGGAGAGGAACUCUACAGCAGCGUCCAGUGCCGGGGCUGCGGACAGCCAGCCAGCAGCGCCCCCCCCCGCCACCCCUGCUGUCACUCCGAGGGUCCCCGCUGUCAGCACCGGGCCCCUGCCCCCAGGGUGGGAGCAGAGGGUGGAUCAGAACGGCAGGGUGUAUUUUGUGGAUCACGUGGAAAAGAGAACAGCGUGGGAACGCCCUGAACCACUGCCCCCUGGCUGGGAGCGUCGAGUCGACCAGAUGGGGCGGGUCUACUUUGUCGAUCACAUGACCCGAACCACCACGUGGCAGCGCCCCACCAUGGAGACGGUGCGUAACUACGAGCAAUGGCAGCACCAGCGCAGCCAGUUGCAGGGGCACAUGCAGCAGUUCAACCAGAGGUUCAUAUUCGGGCUACAAGAGCAGGUCUCAGCCACUCAGAAUAAGGAGUUUGAUCCUCUCGGGCCUCUGCCACAUGGAUGGGAGAAGAGAACAGACUCCACUGGCAGAGUUUAUUUUGUACAUCACCCUACGCGAGCAACACAGUGGGAGGACCCACGAACACAGGGUUUGCUGAAUGACAAGCCUCUCCCUGAGGGCUGGGAGAUGAGGUUCACUGUAGACGGUAUUCCCUACUUCGUGGAUCACAACAGGAGAACGACCACGUACAUCGACCCUCGCACUGGAAAAUCGUCACUUGAAAACGGACCUCAGAUCACCUACGUUCGAGACUUUAAAGCCAAAGUACAGUACUUCCGAUUCUGGUGCCAGCAACUGUCAAUGCCUCAACACAUCAAGAUCAGCGUAACCAGGAAAACCCUGUUUGAGGACUCCUUCCAGCAGAUUAUGAGCUUCAACGCUCAAGACCUGCGAAGGAGGCUUUGGAUCAUCUUCCCUGGAGAAGAAGGCCUCGACUACGGAGGCGUUGCCAGGGAGUGGUUCUUCCUGUUGUCCCAUGAAGUUUUGAACCCCAUGUACUGCCUGUUUGAAUAUGCCGGUAAAGAUAACUACUGCCUCCAGAUUAACCCCGCCUCCUACAUCAACCCUGACCACCUUAAGUAUUUCAAGUUCAUCGGACGCUUCAUUGCCAUGGCUCUUUUCCACGGCAAGUUCAUCGACACAGGUUUCUCACUGCCAUUCUACAAGCGCAUCCUGAACAAGCCCUUGGCCCUCAAAGACCUGGAGUCGAUCGACCCGGAGUUCUACAACUCACUCAUGUGGAUCAAGGAUAACAACAUCGAGGAGUGCGGGCUGGAGAUGUUCUUCUCCGUCGACAAAGAGAUCCUCGGGGAGAUCUCCACCCAUGAGCUGAAACCAGACGGGGGAGAGCUCCUGGUGACAGAGGAGAACAAGGAGGAGUACAUCAGGCUGGUAGCAGAGUGGAGGCUGUCCCGAGGAGUGGAGGAGCAGACUCAGGCUUUCUUUGAAGGCUUCAACGAGGUCCUCCCUCAGCAGUACCUGCAGUACUUUGAUGCUAAAGAGCUCGAGGUGAUGCUGUGUGGUAUGCAGGAGAUCGACCUCGCAGACUGGCAGAAAAACACCAUCUACAGACACUAUGCUCGAAGCAGCAAACAGAUCGUCUGGUUCUGGCAGUUCAUAAAGGAGGCGGACAAUGAGAAGAGGAUGAGGCUGCUGCAGUUUGUCACAGGAACCUGUCGCCUACCUGUCGGAGGCUUUGCUGACCUUAUGGGAAGCAAUGGUCCACAGAAGUUCUGUAUCGAGAAGGUGGGAAAAGAAAACUGGCUUCCCAGAAGUCACACGUGUUUCAACAGACUGGACUUGCCGCCGUACAAGAGCUAUGAGCAAAUGAAGGAGAAGCUGCUGUUUGCCAUCGAGGAGACGGAAGGCUUCGGACAGGAGUGAGAGGAAUCAGGAGGAGUUUGAUUAGUGGGUGCAGGACUCUGAAGGAAAAAAACACCACCAGUGUUCAAAUCAGGGAGCCCCUUCAGAGAAAGCGGGUGUUUUCAUUCUACUCAUGCAUGCACGCACGCACCCGUUUGCUACUCCUACGGGUGCGUGUGUGAGACCGUCGCCUGCAUGUUGUUGCUACGGAGCUGGGAUUUUUGGUCUGCCCCGCUCGCGGCAGGCCUCUCAAUGCUCGAUAAGUACGUGAAAAAUUGUGUAUUCUCCUGAACCUGAAGCUGCUCCCAUCUCUCAGAAUGUGUGGCAAAUUGUGCAUGGGAUCCUGAAAACGCACCCUCCAUAAAAUCUGCAGGAUAUCUCCCCUCCUCUCAUCAUGUAACGGCGAGCAACGGGGGGCAACGGAGCUACAGUUGAAAUCUUAAAACCAGAAAGGGCUCAGGUUCUUAAAGUAGAGUCUUGUGACUUUGACCAUGAUUUAAUAACUAUAAGUGUUCAUUUUAAGAUAAGAUUGAGAGGGUGUGCUUUUUCUUUAACGGGGUUUAAGGCACAAAGAGUAGGAUUUGUCAGUUCGAAUUUUGUUAACACAUUUAAAUUCAGCCCCGGUCCAGAUCCACACACUUCUAAUAGCUCAUAAGUGAUGAUGAGACAGAAUUUAUUUUUCUAUACAUUUGAGAAAAAUCCUACUCAUUGUGCCCUUUUUAAAAUUUCACCAAAAAGCAAACUUUGUUGCCCUAAGAUUGUUUAUCAUGUCCACAUUUAAAAUCGUGAAAAACGGUGACUUUGAUCAUCACAUCUUUAAAUCUCUCACACUUUCACUCUGCUCUUGACUAAAGUGGAUUUUUUGUGACCAUGUAAAAAGAUAGCUUAGUUGCGUGCCCCAUUUUAAUGCUUAAAUAACAGACAAUCUUGGUGCUGCAAAGAGAUUUUUGCGACAUGUCUAAACCGCGCGUAACAAGAGAGAAACUUAUUUUUCGGUGUUCUUUAGUAUUUGAUCUGUGAAUCGCUUGAUGAUUGUGAAAAGUGUUGGAGCCUCCACUAUUUGAAAGUAGUGGGAAAUGUGGACAAAAGAAAUUAGACUGACCCUAGUUUUAUAGGGGAAGAGUUUGGUCGCUGUUAUGGGAAGGGGGAGUCUUGGAUUAUAGAGAAUUCUGGGAGUAUUUUAUAAGUUAUUCGUGUUAAGAUUAGCUUCAGAGGGUUAUUUUUAAUUCACGGGGUGAUAAAAACAAGAUCCUGAAAAAUCUAGUGGGAAUGAAGUAUUUUAAGAGAUGUCUGAAGUACUCGAAAUGUACGUCGAUUAAUGUCAGAACUUUAAAUUAUUAUUUUUAGAAUGCAAGUGAAAAACACCAAAUGCAAGUCAAACCAAAUCUUGUUUUUCUUUUAGUUUAGAUAAAAUCUGAAGUGACUUUUUGAAUGCAUUCUUUGCAAAAAUCCAAAAGAAAUUGCAAGAAAAUAUACAUGUAGCAUUUGAAGGAGAUUGGUGAACAUAUUGCCCGACAGCCUACCACAAAAUGAACAGGAACAUGAAAUGACACUCUUUUUAUUUUCAAGAACUCUGUCAAAUGAUAUAUUUAAAAUGUUUGUUUUUCCUCCAUACUCAAAAUAUAGUUUACCUAUUUACUUCAUAACAGUCAAAAUCCAUCUGAUGUCAGUUUGCUUUUUCAGACCGAGACACUGAUUUUAAAUGUAUGUCUGACACACAGAAUAAAAUAAUACCUGUGGCAGUUUU
Eleginops maclovinus (Patagonian blennie) is the source of this 4633-nucleotide messenger RNA. RefSeq names its product itchy E3 ubiquitin protein ligase b (gene itchb). Gene Ontology annotation, cellular component: cytoplasm. Gene Ontology annotation, biological process: protein K48-linked ubiquitination; protein K63-linked ubiquitination; proteasome-mediated ubiquitin-dependent protein catabolic process. Lineage: Eukaryota; Metazoa; Chordata; Actinopteri; Perciformes; Eleginopidae. The record is from RefSeq and is a predicted model, not a curated record. Gene Ontology annotation, molecular function: ubiquitin protein ligase activity; protein binding.